This is a messenger RNA of Mesorhabditis spiculigera, 1089 nucleotides long. The record is from the annotation of a GenBank genome assembly. Lineage: Eukaryota; Metazoa; Nematoda; Chromadorea; Rhabditida; Rhabditidae.
AUGCUCUCGACUAGUAGCCUGCCUACCGCCCUCUACGACCACCUCGCCGAGAUUAUCAGGCCGUACCUCGGGAAAAUUAUUUUUGACUUCAUCUGGCGGAAGAAUGUGGAAGAACCCCCAGCCAAGGCGGUGAAGGCCGAAGAGAUGUCUACAGACGAGGCGGAAGGCGAAGAAGCCAUCGAAGUGGCGCGGGCAGCAGAUGGAGAUGAAGAAUUCCAAAGAGCAGUGUCACCAUUCGUGAUUGUGCUUAAUGAUUCGUCGGACGAAAUGGAAGAGCAACCGACAUUCAGUGGCACUCUCGCUGUUGAGAUCCAAGGUCUCUUCAUCAAGUUGCAGCUCGUCGGUAGUGACCAAUGCGUCUGGAUGAACAUGGGCUCAGAAGAUUUGCAGCCCCUUGGCUAUGCCAACAAACACGAGCCUUUCCGGUAUUUGCCUCCGAAGGACGUGGCCGACGCCCAAGACUGGAACUCUCCCGCCGACAUGCUGCCUUUCCUGCGAGAUUUGGAACAAAAAAUAGUGCGGGAUCGCGUUGAGCUGCUUGAUACUUACGGCACAGAUCGCCUGCGCGUCGGCACUGUCAAGGAGACGCGUGCCAACCGGGUGUUGGUGGAGCUGGACAUGCGAUACUACCUGCCAAAUGAUGACCCAAAUCUCACAGCAAAUGACACGCAGCUGCCUCGCACGGGAACCAAUUGGGUGGAAGAAGACUCGCCGCUGCUCUUCCACGUCGGCUGGGCCAAUCUCUCGAAUUACCGUCUUCUUGUCAGCAAUAGCCUUGUCCGCGGCAGACACUAUAAACACCGAGCACGCGUCGUAGCUGAUGCCAUUCAAGCAUCCCAAAAGAAUCCCGACAAGCCCGCCGUGAUCAAGAUGAUGGAUGGGGAUGCGAGGCCCGGAAUCGUCUUCUCACAUUGCGCUACUGAACCGAAAAAUCGUUACCCGGAUGCGGAUCCGAGCUUGUUUGCAAAAGUGCCACACGACGACCAACAGAUCAAGACCAUGUUUCCGAUCGGAUCAUUGGUGGAAACCAACUCCAUCGACGAUCCUGAAUUUUUCUUCCCCGCUCGAGUGACUGGCCACAGGGUCGUC